AUGCCCGUAACUUUUGUUGACACGCCUGGUCAACGUGUAUUUUCCGAAACUCGCCUUCACGCACAGAUUGUUGCUGACUGUCUGCUUUUAGUUGUGUCAGUGGUGGAGGGGGUUCAGAGCCAGACCUACGAAACGAUUAAAGUAGCGUUGAACGUUGACAGACCACUUAUUGUGGUUUUGAAUAAGAUGGAUCUCUUUUCCGAUUCACAGAAAGCUUGGGAGGCCGUGUCAAGGGUUCUUGCAGGACUUCGAGAAGCUGGCUUAAACGUUGAUAUGAUACAUAAAGAGAGGGAUAUUGAUCAGUUGCGUCUGAGUGAGUCCACACCAAUAACAGAUGCCCAAGUAUCCAAGACAACGGAGAACUCUUUCCAGGUGUUUGCGCCGAUGAAGAAGGUGGAUCCUACAUAUAAAGGUAGCCGAAAGCAUCCAGUUGUCAGUUUACAACGUCGUUGCGUUGGUGUGUGUAUAUCUGCCAAGAAGCGAAAGAAUUUUGAUCUACUUUGGUCACUUAUUGAUCUUAUGACAUUGACGUGUCCACCGCUCUGUCACAGUAAGAGUAUGGAUUACGCAUCACACAGUUGUUCGUUGCAAGCUGUUGUUUUGGAGGCUUCGAAACAUCUGUUUAAUGAGGAGGUGUUUAGAGUUAAUAAAAGUCUACAAGGACUCCAGAAACGGGAAGAUACGGCUUCCGAGAAACGACAGGCCCGCUUCGAACAAAACAGUAUUUCCGUGCGAAUCAACUCGUCAUUAAACGCCGCACGCAGAAAAGUUAAGAGUUCAAAUCCGACCAGUACAAAUUGUCUUGUUCUCACUGUCAUAGUCAAGGAGGGUUGUAUUACAAAGGGAGUUCCAUUUGUAGCAGAUCAAACGAAAGGACGUGUAGACUACAUGGUAAACGCCCUUGGCGAUUCUCUGGAGAGGGCAGAUCCUGGCACAGCCGUAACAAUCAUAGACGUUCAUAGUACUACUGGAUGUCCUGGUGUGGGAACGCAUCUGUUGUCAAUGCCUACGGAAGCUGAAGGAGUGUGCGUAUUUGAGUACAGACGUUUGCUUCAGUGGUUUGUUGAGUGUUUCCCUGAUCGAUUACAUCUUCUUCGCCCAAGAGGGAUGAACGUGUCCUUUUCACACCUCGGCGAUUACGGACAGCUCAAAAACACUCUCUGCUUGGAGUAUCAGCUGCUCUACGGGCCUCCAGAAGCUGCGGUCCUGGUGGAGCCGGACUCACAGUCAACUCAGCAAGAAAUUUCACCGGAUGGCACACCGAAACUCUUAGAAAAGAGUAUUGCUGAGUACCUACGGGAGAAAAACGCAGAGGAGACAGAUGUUCAAGACAAGCUUAUGUUGGAACGUGGAUGCCAUGAGACGAUGCCGAUGAUGGACGAAGAUCUAAAGGCUGUGUUGCAAACUACAUGGGCAGAGCUACAGCCUCAAAAUCGACCAAAAUCACAGGAAGAGUACGAUGAUCUAAUUAGAAACUGUAUCCAAGUCGGUGUUCUUUUCAAAGUUGAUUCCUGGCACAGCGCACGAAUGUUGCACCGUGAAGUCACACGGUUGGGCACACGAAAAGUGGCCUUUCAUGCUAUUGGAAUGCGAUUUGGUGAGUUAGUCGUGGAUGAUAUUUUGUUUUUCAGUCGUGCGAUGAAGAUUGUUGUGUGCUAUCGUACUCCUCUAGCCGCUUCCACCGAACUCGAUCGGUACCUUGAAAUCAAUGACACUUGGGUCUUGCAAACAGAUGACAUUUCAGACGUGGUUCUCUUCCUUAAAUGGUGCGCAGUGUCUCUACAUAAGGAGCAUGCACCCGACGACUGUGGAAAAGCAGAGCCAAACAAAAAGAGCUACUUUGUGCUUAUGAACAAUCGAUUCAAAAGGAAUUCCAAUGAGAAGAGCGAGAAUCAAGAGACUCAAAGGCGUCGCCAACUACUCAUUACACCAAGAUCUUCACAUGAGAAUCUGUAA
Molecule: messenger RNA, 1956 nt
Organism: Trypanosoma grayi
Lineage: Eukaryota; Euglenozoa; Kinetoplastea; Trypanosomatida; Trypanosomatidae
Product: putative translation initiation factor IF-2
Exons: 1
Coding region: 1-1956 (651 amino acids)
Molecular function (GO): GTP binding; GTPase activity
Source: RefSeq, a predicted model, not a curated record